GGGUUGGGAGAUCUAAACAAAUACAACAAGAGCCUACUAAUGAAAUGGUGGUGGAGGUAUGGCCAGGAGACACCUAGCCUCUGGAAAGAAGUGGUCAACAUGAAGUAUAGGAAACUUGACAACUGGUGCACCAAGAAAAAUGCAGCCCCUCAUGGUGUUGGUCGCUGGAAGUACAUUAAUAAUAUGAAGGAUGACUUCUUCCAGGAAGUGUCCUUUAGGAUUGGAAAUGGCACCUCUGUAAAGUUUUGGAAAGAUAAGUGGUUGCUUAAUAUUCCCCUGAAAGACUCUCUUCCUAAUAGCAACAGAACCAGACUCCACAGUUGCAAGCAAUAGGGAUGGAAACAUUUGGGAUAUCAGUUUUAGAAGAAAUUGGCAGGACUGGGAACUGGGAGAGAUCUUUGACCUGUUUAAAUCUUUGGAAGGUUUUCCAGUGAAUUCACAAACACCAGAUAGCCUGAAAUGGGGAGAGUCAAGCAAAGGGGUGUUCUCAGUGAAUGCCAGUUAUAAUAGGAUGAAUACUAUCAAUGUUUUGACUGAUCCUUGGCCUUGGAAAUUGAUAUGGAAGACAAAAUUACCCACCAAAGUCAAGUGUUUUACUUGGACAGCCCUCAAAAAUGCCAUACUAACUCUGGAUAAUUUUAAAAAGAAGAAGAUCCAUUUGGUGAACAGAUGCUAUAUGUGCCAAAAAGAGUCAGAGACAGUUAACCAUCUUUUUUGGCACUGCCCUGUUGCAGCAGAUCUCAGGCACAUGUUUACAGUAAUUUUUGGAAUCAGUUGGACAAUCCCAUAUAGCUUAAAAGGAGCAGUUGAAAGUCGGAGCUUAUGGAAAGUGAACAAAACCAUCAACAAGAUCUGGCAAAUGAUACCUGCGUGUAUUUUUUGGUGUUUAUGGACAGAGAGGAACAGCAGAUGCUUUGAUGGGACUUCAACUCCUAACUUUUCUCUAAAAUCAAAGUAUUUAGUUAACCUUUUUAGUUGGAGCAGUCUAUCCCCUGUGAAUGAUGUUAUCCCCCUUUUAGAUUUCAUUGGCUCCCUCUCGGUGGCUUAGCAGCCUUGAGUUUUUUGCUCAUGGUUUUAAACUCCCAGCUCUUACUAGUUUUUUUUUGCAGUGUCUGGAGUUUUUAACCUUUUCUUUGUAAAGCUUUUUGCAUCUUAUUAUUUUCCUUUAUCUGGAAGUUUUAAUUCCUAAAUCCUCUGCUUGAAUUUGAGCUGUGCAAUUGCUUGGUUAAGACGGUUUUGAUGAUAUAUUGUAGUGAAGCUGGUUGCUAGGCACUAGUCGUUCCUCCUUGGCCUCCAUUAUUCCGUAGAUGGGCUGUUUCCAUUCCACGGCAACAAAGCAGUUCCCUGGACACGAAGAUCCUGUAGUCCUUUCAUCUCAAACUGCCUUUAGUGUGAGCGAAGUUGAAGCAUUAUUUGAGCUGUUCAAGAAUAUUAGCAGUUCCGUAAUAGAUGACGGGCUAAUAAGCAAGGAAGAAUUUCAGUUGGCUCUAUUCAAGAACAGAAAAAAAGAAAACCUUUUUGCAAAUCGGAUUUUUGAUCUCUUUGAUGUAAAGCAAAAAGGAGUUAUCGAUUUUGGUGAUUUUGUUAGGGCACUUAAUGUUUUCCACCCAAAUGCCCCACAGGAAGAGAAGAUUGAUUUUUCAUUUAGGCUUUAUGAUAUGGAUGGCACGGGAUUCAUCAAUCGGCAAGAGGUUAAGCAAAUGUUGAUUGCAAUUUUAUGCGAAUCUGAGAUGAAGUUGGCCGAUGAGACUGUUGAGAUAAUACUUGAUAAGACAUUUUUGGAAGCAGACUCAAAUCAAGACGGAAAGAUUGACAAAUCUGACUGGCACAAUUUUGUGGCCCGAAAUCCUUCAUUAUUAAAGAUAAUGACUCUUUCGUAUCUAAGGGAUAUAACUACUACUUUCCCAAGCUUCGUAUUUCAUUCUGAAGUUGAUGAAGGUGCUACCUAACUAUCAAAUGUAGUUGAGUAAUUAAUUGAUGCACCUAAGUUUUGUUGGGGAGUUGGAGCUUUUUUUAGAAUGUAGAAAAACUAAGGGUGAUUAAAAUGGAAACAGUAGUGAUUGGAUCAUUAGGUUAAGCUAGCCUCCCGUUAAAAAGUUAUUUUGUAAGCAAUAUUCUGCUGUUUAAGAGUGAGCAGGAUAGAUAGAUUACAUUUCAAUCAGUUACUGUUUAUCUGUUUUGAGUUGGUAAAUUUUGCAUAA
Molecule: messenger RNA, 2201 nt
Organism: Lycium ferocissimum
Lineage: Eukaryota; Viridiplantae; Streptophyta; Magnoliopsida; Solanales; Solanaceae
Product: calcineurin B-like protein 1
Exons: 9
Coding region: 1308-1949 (213 amino acids)
Biological process (GO): calcium-mediated signaling
Molecular function (GO): kinase binding; calcium ion binding
Source: RefSeq, a predicted model, not a curated record